This is a messenger RNA of Trichoplax adhaerens, 4314 nucleotides long. RefSeq lists its product as uncharacterized. The transcript has 5 exons. Gene Ontology annotation, cellular component: kinesin complex. Bases 1 to 4314 code for a protein of 1437 amino acids. Gene Ontology annotation, molecular function: protein binding. NCBI's taxonomy places the organism in Eukaryota, Metazoa, Placozoa, Uniplacotomia, Trichoplacea, Trichoplacidae. The record is from RefSeq and is a predicted model, not a curated record.
AUGACUGAUUGUUACAUAAAUCAAUACGAAUUAGUAGAAGCCGCUAAAUGUAAUGACAACGCAGAGAAAGUUGCCAAGAUACUACAAGAUAAAGUCAAAGCUUCAAACUGUUUAGAUAGGCGGGGAUGCAUUAAACGAUUGCAAGGUGAUUUGAGUGGAGCCUUAAAUGAUUUUUACAAAUCACUCAAAACGAAGUUAAAAUGGUUAAGAAGCGAAGACAUCAGUGUCAGUGACUUAUAUCAUAAAAUUGGAAACGUUUAUGAUGAUCAAGGCAAGUAUGAUGACGCUCUAUCAAUGUUUAAUAAAUCACUUAAGACUCAACUAACACAACUUGAUGAAAAUCAUCCAAGUAUUGCUAUAACAUAUAGCAAUAUUGGACAAGUCUACAAGCAUCUAGACAAGUAUGAUGAAGCUCUGUCAAUGUUAAACAAAUCACUCAAGAUUACACUAACAAAACUUAGCAAUAAUCAUCCAAGUAUCGCUAAUACGUAUAACAACAUUGGACAAGUCUAUAAUCGUCAAGGCAAAUAUGAUGACGCUCUAUCAAUACAUAACAAAUCACUUAAGAUUACACUAACACGACCUAAUGGCAAUCAUUCAAUUAUUGCUAAUACAUAUCGCGAUAUUGGACAAGUCUAUAAUAAUCAAGGCAAGUAUGAUGACGCUCUAUCAGUCUAUAACAAAUCGCUUAAGAUUACACUAACAAAACUUGGUGAUAAUCAUCCAAGUAUUGCUAACAUAUAUGACAAAAUUGGGCAAGUUUAUUGUCACCAAGGCAAGUAUGAUGACGCUCUACCAGUGUUUAACAAAUCACUCAAGACUCAACUAACACAACUUGAUGAAAAUCAUCCAAUGGAAAUCAUUCUAAUUAUUGCUAAUACAUAUCGCGAUAUUGGACAAGUCUAUAAUAAUCAAGGCAAGUAUGAUGACGCUCUAUCAGCCUAUAACAAAUCGCUUAAGAUUACACUAACAAAACUUGGUGAUAAUCAUCCAAGUAUUGCUAACACAUAUGACAAUAUUGGGCAAGUCUAUAAUAAUCAAGACAAGUAUGAUGACGCUCUAUCACUAUAUUACAAAUCUCUCAAGAUUAAGCUAACACAGCUUGGCGACAAUCAUCCAAGUAUCGCUAUAACAUAUAACAACAUCGGAAAAGCUUAUAGUGAUCAAGGCAAGUAUGAUGAAGCUCUAUCAAUGUUAAACAAAUCACUUAAGAUUAGACUAGUACAGCUUGGCGACAAUCAUCCAAGUAUUGCUGAUACAUAUAACAACAUUGCAAGAGCAUAUAAUAGUCAAGGCAAAUAUGAUAACGCUCUAUCAGUAUAUAACAAAUCACUCAAGAUUCAACUAACACAACUUGGCGACAAUCAUCCAAAUACUGCAAUAACAUACAAUGGUAUUGGAAAUGUCUAUGUUAAUUUGGGCAAGCAGGAUGAUGCUUUAUCAGUGUAUAAAAAAUCACUUAAGAUUGAACUAGCACAACCUGGUGAAAAUCAUCCAUAUACUGCUGAAAUAUAUAACAAUAUUGGGCAAAUGAAUAUUUAUCAAGGCAAUUAUGAUAGCGCUCUGUUAAUGCUGAACAAAUCACUCAAGAUUCACCUAACACGACUUGGCGAUAAUCAUCUAGGUAUAACUAAUACAUAUCACAACGUUGCAAGGGUCUAUACUCGUCAAGGCAAGUAUGAUGACGCUCUGUCAAUAUGUAACAAAUCAAUCAAAGUUUUACUAACAAAAUUUGGUGAUAAUUGUAAUCAUCCAAGAAUUGCUCGUAUAUAUAGAAAUAUUGGGGAAGUCUAUACUGAUCAAGGCAAGUAUGAUGACGCUGUAUCAAUGAUUAGCAAAUCUAUUAAGAUUGACUUAACAAAACUUGGUGAUAAUCAUCCAAGUAUUGCUAACACGUAUGGCGAACUUGGUCACGUCUAUAAAAAUCAAGGCAAGUAUGACGACGCUCUGUCAGCACUUUACAAAUCACUCAAGAUUAAACUAUCACAAGCUGGUAAAAAUUAUCUAAGUAUUUCUUUAACAUAUGACAGAAUUGGACAAGUCUAUCAUUGUCAAGGCAAAUGCGAUGAAGCUCUAUCAAUGUUAAACAAAUCACUUAAGCUUAAUCUAACACGGUUUGCUAACAAUCAUCCAAAUAUUGUUAGUUUACAUAACAAAAUUGCAAGAGUCUAUAAUCAGCAAGCCAAAUACGAUGACGCUCUAUCAAUAUUUAACAAAUCACUCAAGUUAAUACUAACACGACUUGGCAAUAAUCAUCCAAGAACUGCCGCUAUAUACAGAGAUAUUGGACAAGUCUAUAAUGAUCAAGGCAAGUAUGAUGACGCUCUAUCGGUGUAUAACAAAUCGCUUAAGAUUAUACUAACAAAACUUGAUGAUAAUCAUCCAAGUAUUGCUAGUACAUAUGACAAUAUUGGGCUAGUCUAUAAUAAACAAGGCAAGUAUGAUGACGCUCUAUCAGUGCAUAACAAAUCGCUCAAGAUUAAACUAACACGACUUGGCGACAAUCAUCAAAGUAUUGCUAUAACAUAUCGCAAUAUUGGACAAGUCUAUAAUGAUCAAGGCAAGCAUGAUGAAGCUCUAUCAAUGUUUAACAAAUCACUCAAGAUUACAAUAAAACAACUUGGCAACAAUCAUCCAAGUAUUGCUAAUACAUAUAACAAAAUUGGACAAGUCUAUAAUAAUCAAGGUAAGUAUGAUGACGCUCUAUCGGUGUAUAACAAAUCACUUAAGAUUACACUAACACGACUUGGCGACAAUCAUCCAAAUAUUACUAAAACAUAUGGCGAUAUUGGACAAGUCUAUAAUGAUCAAGGCAAGUAUGAUGACGCUCUAUCGGUCUAUAACAAAUCGCUUAAGAUUACGCUAACAAAAUUUGAUGAUAAUCAUCCAAGUAUUGCUAAGACAUAUGACAAUAUUGGGCUAGUCUAUAAUAAACAAGGCAAGUAUGAUGACGCUCUAUCAGUGCAUAACAAAUCGCUUAAGAUUAAACUAACACGACUUGGCGACAAUCAUCAAAGUAUUGCUAUAACAUAUCGCAAUAUUGGACAAGUCUAUAAUGAUCAAGGCAAGUAUAAUGAAGCUCUAUCAAUGUUUAACAAAUCACUCAAGAUUACAAUAAAACAACUUGGCAACAAUCAUCCAAGUAUUGCUAAUACAUAUAACAAAAUUGGACAAAUCUAUAAUCGUCAAGGCAAGUAUGAUGACGCUCUAUCAAUACAUAACAAAUCACUUAAGAUUACACUAACACGACUUGGCGACAACCAUCCAAAUAUUGCUAAUACAUAUGGCAGUAUUGGACAAGUCUAUAAUAAUCAAGGCAAGUAUGAUGACGCUCUAUCAGUCUAUAACAAAUCGCUUAAGAUUACACUAACAAAACUUGGUGAUAAUCAUCCAAGUAUUGCUAACACAUAUGACAAUAUUGGGCAAGUCUAUAAUCGUCAAGACAAGUAUGAUGACGCUCUAUCAGUAUAUUACAAAUCACUAAAGAUUAAACUAACACGACUUGGCGACAAUCAUCCAAGUAUUGCUAUGACAUGUAAUAACAUCGGAAAAGUCUGUAGUUAUCAAGGCAAAUAUGAUGAAGCUCUAUCAAUGUUGAACAAAUCACUUAAGAUUAGACUACUACAGCUUGGCCACAAUCAUCCAAGUAUUUCUAUUACAUAUAGCGAUAUUGGACAAGUCUAUAAUCGUCAAAGUAAGUAUGAUGACGCUCUAUCAAUGUUCAAAAAGUCAUUGCAAGUUUCUUUAGUAACACUAGGAGAGAAUCAUCCUCAAACUGCCAGAUUCUAUCGAAACCAAGCUGCAGUCUAUUGUAAACAGUCUAAUUAUCGUCAAGCAAUCUCAUUCUAUCGAAAGUCUAUUAAUUCUCUACGUAAUCUGUACGGAGAGAGUCAUCUUCAAAUUAUCGAGGAUGAAAAACAAAUGAAUCAAUGUUACGAUCAAUUGCAAGGAAAUGAGAAGGAAAUUGCUCCAUUACAAGUAGACAAUAUCGUUCAGCAGCUUUUAGCUCAAUAUACAGAUAAUCAAACAGUCAUCCACGACCGUUGCCUAUCAUCACCAGCAGAAGAAAAUCGACAUUCAAAUCAAUUUGGAACACCAAAAGAUAAUAACAGACAACAAUGCCGCGUAAAAUUUAGCCAACAUGACUAUGAAAACGUAGAUAAAUCGACUAACAAGAAUAUCAGUAAAGAAAAUUACAAAGAUUUAUCUGAUAUCAUUCGUUUUGGCAAACGUAAAGAAUCGAUUCAAUCACAAUUGAUGCGUGAUUACACGUCUCGUAAAAAGAAAAGAAUAGCAAGUGCAGAUGAUGAGUGA